GGCCGCUAAACGGCGGUCCCUCUCGGGCUCUCGGCCCAUAACUCCAUAUUCUAGAGAUCUCCAAAACAGGAUGCGAAGGCACACUUCCACAUAUUGCGCGCUUUACGAGAGCACAGACGAAGGGAGGGAGGGGAAUUCGUGUUUAGCUUUCUUGUAGCUUCCUUCGCUCGCUCCGGGUGCCUAUCAUGUCCGAUCCAGCCGAGGAGACCGUCGGCGCACCCCCACCGACUCCAGCAGCGGCCGCCGAGGGUGACUUGGCCCCUCCGCUGCCGGUGGAGCAGCCCGCCGACGCCUCGCCAGAGAAGGCGGUCCCGCCGGCGUCUUCUCCGGACACCACGGCAAGGUCCAGGGGGUUCAGGCUGCUCGGGGAGGACACCUCCGUGCAUAAAGCUCUUGGAGGCGGUAAAACUGCUGACGUACUGUUAUGGAAAGACAAGAAGACCUCUGCUGUAGUGAUUGGUGGUGCAACUGUCAUAUGGGUUCUAUUCGAAGUGCUUGAUUAUCACCUCUUAACACUUAUAUCCCAUGUGAUGAUCGGCAUCCUGGCCAUCUUGUUCAUGUGGUCCAAAGCUACAACCUUUAUCAAGAAGAGUCCACCAGUAUUUCCGGUGGUGCAGUUACCUGAAGAUGUUGCUGUGAAUGUGACACGGGCAUUACGCAAUGACAUCAAUAGAGCACUUCACCUGUUCCGGGAGAUCGCGAUGGGACAUGACCUAAAGAAGUUUCUGGGUGUGAUUGCUGCUCUCUGGGUUCUCUCUGAAGUUGGAAGCUGCUGUAACUUCCUCACGUUGACAUACGUUGUUGUCCUAAUGGUCCACAGCGUCCCGAUCUUGUACGACAAGUACCAGGACAAGGUGGAUCACUUUGCCGGGAAGGCCCAUACAGAGGCGUGCAGGCAUUACGAGGUGCUGGACACCAAGGUUCUGAGCAAGAUACCCAGGGGUCCGGCGAAAGCCAAGAAGCAGACCUAGAAUACUGGGCGUUCUCGGUUUCUGGUUCCAUCGUCCAUAUAUAUAUGGCUAGCGGGGGCUGUGCUGGCGCUGCUGCUGUUUCUGUGUUGCUGUAAAUCUCUUCAUUUCCCUCGAUGCUACAAGAUACCUUACCAUGGACUGUACCUAGUUAGCUGUAUAUUCGACUGGAGAACUUUGGAAUGCUACGUUUUACUACUGCUGUUUGUACAUACGGGUGACAUCCGGCGCACAUCCGCCACGUGUGUUUUGGUGGAGUAAUGUGGCAACCCAGACCGGUAAUGAUCCGGAAUCUUUGUGUAUUCCGUGGUAAUGAUCUGGAAUCUCUGUGUAUUUUGUACUAAUUUCUGGAUCAAUAUCUUGUACACACAGUCCGAGAUGAGAUAGAAAA
Molecule: messenger RNA, 1359 nt
Organism: Brachypodium distachyon (stiff brome)
Lineage: Eukaryota; Viridiplantae; Streptophyta; Magnoliopsida; Poales; Poaceae
Product: reticulon-like protein B1
Exons: 5
Coding region: 186-971 (261 amino acids)
Source: RefSeq, a predicted model, not a curated record